ACAAAUGUGGUGUACCGACUCAGUGACGCUAAUCCCGAAUACCCGCUGCCACAGGACCUAACACUCUCAAAUGUGACACUGACGUCAGCCACCGUAGCCUGGAUAAUUCCUUCGUUCUUGUUCCAAGAGGAAUACAUCAUAGAGUAUGGAACAGACCCAUUCAACCUAAAUCUGGCAACAGAACCGAUUCCCAGCCCUUCAAACACAUCACUCACCAACGUCAUGUUCAGUACCACACUGUCAGGAUUGGACGAUAGCACAAUAUACUACUUCAGAGUUGCUGCUGCGUACAACGAAGUGUUCAAACGGUACAGCGAAAUAGCUUAUUUCAGAACCAAAGAACAAGAGCAAACGGUUUAUCUUCCAUUCUAUGAGCCAACGGACACUUUUGUCGACAGUGGAGUGCUAGACAGUUGCGAUGACUGUACAUCCCCAGAGAUAUUUCUACCGGAAAAUUUCCCAUUUGGAGGCUAUUACCAUCAAACUGCCUAUGUUGAUACAAAUGGACUCAUUACAUUUGGAAGACAAGUUCUCAGCUCUACACCGGAAACAUUCCCCACAGAAAAUGCCGACAUCUUCUGGAGCUACAUUGUUGCACCUUUCUGGUCGGAUGCAAACACGUCCACCAACGGAAGUGUCUACUGGGAAAUUCACAUCGUGGAACAGUCUGCUGCCAUGCUCAAUCAGGUUUCAAAUCUGGUUCAAAGCCAGUAUCCUGAAUCUCAGUUCAGCGGCACAUGGAUGCUAGUUGCUACAUGGAAAGAUGUGCUGUCUCCAACCCUUACAAUGGGUACUUUCCAAGCGAUCCUUAUUACAGACAGCUUCAAGUCGUAUGCAGUGUUCACAUAUCGCUGUGGAUAUCUUGAAUGGACUUCUCCAGCUACAAUAGGACUGAAUGCACCGUUCGAGAACUAUUACAACCACCCAUUGACUGGAACUAUAAUUGCUCCAGAUGAAAUAGCAUGUGUUCAUGUAACCUCAGAAUGGAAUAAUGUUGUCAUUAAUAUGGAGGAAAAUUCAGUUAUUCUACCUAUGACACCUGAACCAUCGAGUUUCAUUGGGAGCUGUGUUGCUGCUGGUUACACUGAAUGUUGUGAUAAUGGUUGCUCAUCAACUGAUUGCUUCUGUGACGACAUCUGCUUUAUUCUUGAAGACUGUUGCUAUGAUUACACAGAUAUCUGCCAAGACCCAACAUCUCCCGAGUAUGAUUUGGUUGUCGCAAAUGGCAACAGCAUUCUUUUUGUGCACUACGAGGGAGAAAGUUUUGAAACUCUCCGCGUCAAUGAGUCACAAACAGUACAGGGCAUCGAUUUCCACUACAACGAAACAUCGAUAUUCUGGUCACAUGCUGAGAACUUUUCAAGCACCAUUAACGUCAUUACCAACAUUACUGGUACACCGGUUGAAAAUGUUCUGGUAGACACAAAUCUACUAGUAGUUGCCGAUAUUGCCGUGGAUUGGAUAGCCAACAAUCUGUACUGGGUGGAUUCAGCAUGGGCCAGGAUUGAAGUGUUAAGCCUCAACACAAUGUCUCGUGCUGAGAUACUUAGAACUGGGGCAAACACCAACCCAUCUUCAAUCGCCGUGGAUCCAGUUAACAGGUACAUGUUCUGGACAGACCUGGGGCAAACAGCACAGAUCGAACGAGCCUUUCUCGACGGAAGUGAUAGACGCGUCCUACACAACACUAACCUUUUGCAGCCGGUUGGGAUCACCGUCGACUACGAUGAUAUGAGAAUCUACUGGUCCGAUGCCGGGUUGGAUGCAAUUGAAUUCUCUAACUUGGACGGCAGUGGGCUAGCCGGCAGCACUCUGUUCUGGACAGACUGGGAGACAAACUCAGUGUACGCAACACACAAGGACCACGGAUCGGAUCAGACACUCGGACAUUUUAGCACCAUAGCCUCGUUUGCCUCGACUCCUUACGGGAUUGAGGCCAUCCUGGAGAGUAGACAGCCAGAAGCUGAUAAUCCCUGUGAGACGGCAAAUUGUAGCCACAUCUGUCUUCUGACUGGAUCCAAUGAGCAAGGAUUUACAUGCGUCUGUCCCGAUGGCUACAUACUAGAAUCUGAAGUACUGUGCAGAGCAACUGAUGAACCUGGGGCUACACCACCUCCAAUAGGAACCUGUGGUCUGGCUGGCUAUACUACUUGCUGCACCACGGGAUACUGUGCCGGGAGUCCAGGAACGUGCUUCUGCAACCCUGAUUGCGUUGCACUUGGAUCGUGCUGCAGCGACUUUGAAAGCAUCUGCAUAGAAGCCCCUCCCGAGAUGCCUAUAGAUCUGAGUGCUGUCAAUAUCAACCGUACAACGGCUGACAUAACAUGGGUAGUCCCGAGCGUUACGUAUGGCCGGGAGACGUAUAUUGUACGAUAUGGAGUCAGUCUCGACAGCCUUUCCACGGAAACAGAAACAAUCCCUAGUGGACUCGACACUUCGCUGACUUAUCAGUCAUUUUCGGUAACACUCAAAGGCCUCCAGCCGUUUACACAGUACUACUUCAGGGUUCUGGCGACCAACAUACUCGCAACAACCAGCAGUGAUGCAGUUGCCUUUACAACACUGAACAUUGGACCACCCACAAACUUUGAGAUAGUAGCUGCUGGAACAGAAUCACUGAGAUUCAGCUGGGAGCCUCCAUACGACUCGGAUGAUAUAAAUAUUAUUUCUUACACCAUAUAUUGCUCCCCUCAAUUCCACGAUGAAAUAAGUGUUACUGUUCCUAUUGCUGGUACCAUAAUUCUCGAGAGUCAGUUUAUUCCAGGGACCAUCUACACAUGCUCCAUAUAUGCAACAAAUGCUGAUGGAGAUGGGCCUACAGCUGUAGCAAUUGCAACCACACUAGAAGGUGAAGGAUUCCUACCGUUCUUGAUACUCGGUGAUCAGAAGGUGUAUCUGGCAUAUGAGGAUGAUGCUACAUCUGAGCUCAUAGAUAUACCUGGAGGCAUGUCUACAGGAGAUAAAAUCCACACCAGUGCCUUUGUGAGCACAAAUGGAUACAUUUCGCUCGAUCGGAGUGUGCUCUUCUGGGAUGUAGCUCCGUUUCCCACGUCAGAGUACUACAUCAUCAACUCGUACAUGUUUGCUCCGUUCUGGUCUGACAUAGACACUGGCAUGUCGGGCUCCGUGUCGUACGAAUUUUACCAGCGAGGCAGCAGUGACACGGAAGAUGCGAUACUGGACAGAGUGAAUGGAUUUUUAUCCAAUCAAACGGCUUCUGGAUUCAAUGGAUAUUGGAUGAUGGUUGUUUUGUGGAAUAAAGUCCAUCCAUUUCCUCACAGUCGAGGAGAACACAUUCCAGGCAAUCUUGAUAACAAUGGCACAACAACACACGCCAUAUACACUUACAGUUGUGGUCUUAUGGAGUGGUCUGGAUACAAUUCGUAUGCUACAAUUGGCUACAACCUGAACGGAGACUAUGAGAACCACUUCCUCUCUGGAUUACCAGCCGCAUACAGCAUUGCUUGCUCGUCCAGCUCAAAGUGGAACAACCUGGUGUACACUGUCGACAUGACUGGAGUGAAUGACAAUCAGACUCGGCGCUCGACGUGUAUCCUCAUGGCCUAUGAUGAUUUGGAUAUUUUUGCCUCUUUGGACGAUGUCCUUUACUAUCUGGAGUCUUGUCCCUGCUCCCUUAGUCAAGCCGAGGCUGACCCACGUUUUGAGCUCUCCAGUUCCACCAACGAAUACGAUUGCUACGUGCAGCUGAUCCCAUACGAAACAUCUGUACAGGGAUGCUGUUACUCCACAGUAUACCUCAAUGUUACAACUAUCAUUACUACACAAAUAUCUAAAAAUGCAGCGUGGGGGUAUGGAGAUCCACAUUUCCGCAACCUCGACGGAACUACAUUCACCUUCAAUAGCCAAGGAGAGUAUUAUCUGGUACGAGUGGAGCGUGGAAGAAUGAUAGUGUUCUACAAUCAAGAAGAUGUAACUGCCAGUCUAGGAAGUGGCAGUAUACUGAAGGAAGGUGCCGCCCUGAUUCUCAUAGACGAUAAUACCUUGUCUACAGUAUUCUCGAGUGGCCGAGUCACCCAUGCAGUAUACGUCACUCUCAUACCUGGAGUAGAGUAUCUUGCAUAUGCUCUGAAUCUUGACAACUCCCUGACACUAACAACCGGCGGCCUUCUCGGACUCCGUAAUGGCAACAUCUCUGAUGAUUUCACGUACCCCGAUGGCAGCAGCAUUCCAUCUGACUCAUCGGACCAGAUGAUCCAUGAAUGGGGACAAUCAUGGCAAAUUACCGCCGAGGAAAGCCUGUUUCUCUAUGGGGCUGGUGUGAGCACCAGCAACUACAGUAACCCCGCCUUUGUCCCCAGCUUCAAGAGUGACAUUGUAGCAAGUGCUCCUGAUGUUAUUACAACCUACUGCGGAGGCAACCCAGAGUGCAUAUUUGAUUACACGGUGUCGGGGAAUCAAGACGUUGCGAAUGCAACUCUACAGACAAAUCUCGCAUUCACCGAACAAGAGAACCAAGCUUCAAUGUUCCCACCAACAAUAUCGGCAAUGGAAGACUUCUAUAUCACCAUUGGCGAACCUUCAACAUACGAUUUGAGAGUUGAAGACAGUCAGCUGAGUGUGCUGGGAGACCAACCUGAAAACUCUGCUCUAAUUGAAGACAGCAACACGAGUGGUCUCUUCCACUUCAAUUGGACUCUAUCUGACCCAACAGCCGAUCCAAUCACUUUCGUUGCCACUGACUCACAGGGUGGCGUGGCCGUGCUAUCUCCGCGUUUACUGCUCUGUGCCUGUCGGAAUGGCGGAACAUGCACCGAGACCGGUUUCCUGGGAACUCAGAACAAUGUCAUCGUGCUACAGUGUGACUGUCCCGAAGCUUGGACAGGGGAGUUCUGUGCAGAUGACCUCAAUGGGUGCUCUCAGAUAAACUGCUUCCCAGGGACCCAGUGUUCCGACGUUGUUGCACCGCAAGCCGGGCAUGUGUGUAGUCCUUGCCCAUCAGGAUUCCUUCAGGAGCUAGAAAAGUGUGCCGACAUUGACGAAUGCAGCCGACAGGAUACCAACGACUGCCAGCAGAGUUGCACUAACACUUUUGGGAGCUACGAGUGCACUUGCAUCGAGGGAUAUGAACCUGAUCCAAGUGACAUGACUACCUGCAUAGAUGUCGAUGAAUGUGCUACCAGGACCGAUGAUUGUGAACAGAUCUGUACAAACACAGAUGGUUCAUAUACUUGCAGCUGUAUGUCUGGUUUCACUCUUAAUCCUGAUCGGACCACUUGUACAGCACAAACCAUGUGCCCCGAGACAAAUGAGUGCAGCGACAUGUGCACACUGGCUGAUGAUGGUACACAACAGUGUAGCUGCUCUCGUGGAUACGAACUUGUCAACGACACAAUCUGUCAAGACACCAACGAAUGCAUUGACACCAUGCUGUGCGAACAGGUGUGCAACAACACCGAGGGAUCAUUCAGCUGUUCCUGCAAUGGCGGAUACACUAUUGACCCUGAUGGCCGCUCUUGCAACGACAUUGAUGAGUGUGUCAGUGGGCCGAUUUGCCCGGAAGGUCAACUCUGUGAAAACACUCCUGGAAAUUUCACGUGUGUGUGUCCGGAAGGCACUAUGCUAAAUUCCGAAGGGGGUUGUGAAACCAUUCCUGUUGUUGAACCUACAAAGGUGGUUGUACUUCCAAGCUCAUCUGUUGCCCCUACUUCACAAGCACCACCACCGUCUCUGACAUCAACUGCUCCAGCUGUAACUCCAACACCAAAUGCAAGAUACUUCCUCAUAGUGACUAUCCCUGGACUGAGUGUGGAAACGUUCUCAGUUGAAGAAUUUAGGAGAGUUACGGCUGAGAUAAUUUCUGAGUGCUGCAAUGCAAGCUCGGAUCAGUGCCAAGUGAUUAAAACGAAGAGAGAAGUAGUUGAAGUGAACGUUUUCAUCACAAACAUAAAGAAUAGCAGUGACGGAAAUGCCGUAGAGUUUGCUGUUUUUAUUACAACAACACAAGAUGGCUCAAGUCUUCUGAAACCAGAGAGUAUUGAAUCCUGCUUGAAGAGUGGUGAGGACAAGUUGAGAGCUGCCGGUUUUCCUGACCUCAGCUAUGAGUACAGCGUAGCUGAAACUAGCGGAGGUGGUGGCGAUGGUGGACUGUCUGGUGGGGCAAUAGCUGGUAUUGUCAUCGUGGUCAUCUUUGUGGUUGUGGCAGUCGGAGCUGUGGCUGCAUUUAUUCUGUUCCGAAUGAAGCGCCGAGGAAAGUACACUGUCAAUGCACUACUCUCAGAGAGAUUUACUCAGCUUGGCUCUUCAGAUGACAAGCAAGAUUUGUCCGCUCUGAUGCCAGCAGAGGAAGAGGGAGAACUUUAAAAUACUGUAGAAACCUAACUUCUAUAUAUAGCUAUGCAGCUAUUUUUUUCAACCACUUUUAUCUCCAGUGUAGUGCCUACAUAGUUAUUAUUUAAUGUGUUUAUGUAUCUGCUGCUGCCCUGGGUGUUGUUAACGUGCAGCGCG
Geodia barretti is the source of this 6465-nucleotide messenger RNA. Lineage: Eukaryota; Metazoa; Porifera; Demospongiae; Tetractinellida; Geodiidae. The record is from the annotation of a GenBank genome assembly.